This is a messenger RNA of Toxotes jaculatrix (banded archerfish), 2544 nucleotides long. It is a transcript of the gene tbl2, whose product is annotated as transducin beta like 2. Gene Ontology annotation, biological process: endoplasmic reticulum unfolded protein response. Gene Ontology annotation, molecular function: protein binding. The record is from RefSeq and is a predicted model, not a curated record. The coding region runs from base 58 to 1383 and encodes 441 amino acids. Gene Ontology annotation, cellular component: endoplasmic reticulum. The transcript has 7 exons. Lineage: Eukaryota; Metazoa; Chordata; Actinopteri; Toxotidae.
GUGGUGACCAAGUAGUGGCCGUUAUCGGUGAGAAGUACGUGGCAGAAAGCUUUCGAUAUGGAGGCGUCUGCUCUGGUUGCCUUAACUUUGUUACUGGGUGCACUGGUUAUUCUGGUUGCAUUAGCGGUGGGUAGACGGAAGGAGGAAAUAAGAGAGGAAACAGAGCAGACAGCGGAGUUUGCCGCUGAAGGCAGUGCUGUGAAGGGUUCUGCGCCCAAGAAACAGAAACAGGAGAAGCAGCGCAGCCGUAAGGAUAAAGCCUCACAGCACAGUUUCAGUCAUCCGCUGUUGGCAGCCUCAUUGAAGAGCCACAGUGGGAAUGUGACGUGCCUUGAUUUCAGCAGUAAUGGGAAGUACUUGGCGUCCUGCGCUGAUGACCGCACUGUCCGGAUCUGGAGCACCAAAGACUUUCUGGAUCGGGAGCACAAGUGUCUGAGAGCCAAUGUGGAGCUGGAUCAUGCUACACUGGUCCGCUUCAGCCCAGACUCCAGAGCCUUCAUCACCUGGUUGGCCAACGGAGAUUCCAUUCGAAUCUUCAAAAUGAUCAAGAAGGACGACGGCUCUUUAGCCUUCAAAGCUGCCGCAGAAGACUUCCCACAGAAACACAAGGCCCCCAUCCUCAACAUUGGCAUUGCAGAGACAGGCAAGUUCAUCAUGAGCGCCUCCACCGACACCACCAUCCACAUCUGGGACCUGAAAGGAGAGGUACUGGCCUCUAUCAACACUAACCAGAUAACCAAUUCUUAUGCUGCCAUCUCACCAUGUGGCAGGUUUGUAGCAUCGUGUGGCUUCACCCCUGACGUGAAGGUGUGGGAGGUUUGCUUCGGGAAGGGAGGAGAGUUCAAAGAGGUGGCGCGAGCUUUUGACCUGAAGGGCCACUCUGCAGGAGUUCACGCCUUCGCCUUUUCCAAUGACUCUCACAGAAUGGUGACUGUCUCCAAAGACGGUACAUGGAAGCUGUGGAACACAGAUGUGGAGUACAAAAAGCAGCAGGAUCCCUACCUCCUGAAGACGGUCCCCUGUGCUUCAUCUGAAGGUAGCCGUGUGGCCUUGUCUCCAGACGGCCGGGUGGUGGCCAUCAGCAGCGGCUGUAACGUGGCUAUGUACAACGCCACCAGCGGCGAGCUAGAGGAGGAAAUGCAUGGUGUCCACAGCGAGGAGAUCAACGACCUUAGAUUUGACAUUAACGGACGCUUUUUGGCAUGCAGCGGCGACAAGGCCAUCCGAGUGUUUCACAACGCCCCGGGCUACCGGGCAGCCAUCAGAGACAUGCAGGACAUGCUGAAGAAAGCCCAGAAUGAAGCCAUGAAGCAGAGACUGCAGCAGCAGAUAAAGGAGGCUCAGAGCGCCCUGGACACUGUGCUGGCUGCUCCUGUCGAUUGAAGGAAACCACUCUCUGAUUUUGAUCAUGCCUGGCUCUGACUGCUAACCUGUUUUUUUUUUUUUUUUUUUUUUUUUUUUUUUUGCAACCUCAACUCCAUCUGCCACCAAAUGAUCUGGUCAGGGAAUAAUGGAAUUUGCAUGCAGUUUUAAUAAAGAACGUCUUUUUAUGGAAAAUUAAAAUGGUUUGAGUUCAGAUCUUUUUCUUUGCUGCUGAAUGCACAGUAAUGUUUGACGUGUAUUCUCUCCUGUGGUUGUCUCAUCUCAGAAAUUUCACCUUCUUUAACCUCAGUUCAUUACAUGCACAUACUUGCUGAUUCUGUGAGAUCACAAGUAGUUUGAAAGCCAGUCAUGGUCCAGUAUGCACCUUACAUAUGUGUGAUGUCGAAACUUGAAGCCACCAGUGCACAAACUCUGAGAGUGGACUUUUCAGUGAAGUAGAAAACACCUUGUGUUCAGCCGUUAAACUUUUGAAACAAAAUGUUUGCAUUCUCCUAGUUCCUGGAUUUUUCAGUGAGAGAAAAAGGAAUAAAUGUAAAAAAUAAAAAAAAAAUGAAGUAAUUAAACUGUUUUUGUGGAAAAACCAUAUCAGAUGAAAAUAUUUUUGUAUGUCUUAAACAUGCCUGGCAGGAGUGUUUAAGUCAGAAAAGGUCAUGUGACCAUUACAGUCCACCGAAAAGGUUGCGUUUUUUUUGGGAAUGUGUCCCUUAGAUUUUGACUUUACUGCCAUGCACACUCACCAUUUGUGUCCCCUAGAGGCCAAAGUCUGACAUCUGCUUCUGUCAAGACAAAGAGGAGUUCAUGGAGAUGUUUCUCUGCAAUAUGAAGUUUGUGAACCUGAAGUAAAAAUCAGUAUUACACAUGUUUUGUAGCUGCUGCCUCGAAAAUACAUACAGAUAAUUUUUGUUUUUAGUCAUCAGGUGACUAUUUUCUAGUUGAAUCCAGUCGUUAUUUGGUCAAUAAUCAGUGUCAGAAAUGUUUGAAAAAUGUCAGUCUCAAUCUUCCAAAGCCCAAGAUGGCAUUUUGUUUUGUCACACAAAAUACCAACAUUAUAAAUCACAAGUCGGAUUUUUAUACUGCUUCAGCUUUUUUUGUUAAAUGUCUAACGUUCUUUUGCGAUAUUUUGUAUUGAUUUGCUCAAUAAAGUUUUGGUAGAUGUUUAAA